AUGAGUGCCCCUCCUCAAAUAUUUUUUUCCUCCAACGUCAAGCACAUGGACGAAUGGGCCAGCCGCACUGGCAUACCACUCACAAGCGCCGAAGCCCUUGGCACUCUGUAUGCGCGCGCACACAACUGGCUUCUCGCUCUAAAGGACCAGCUCGUGCGCAAUCAUGGCUUUCUUGAGAAGGCUGCCGACCCCCGUAUGCUUUUUUCCAUCGAGUGCCAACCCCCGUUCCGCUCGUCGGGAGGCCUUCCGCGCACACCGCCCUUCAAUCUGCAGCUCCCACUCCACGCCUCGACCUUCUUCUCUCCGGAGCGCAGGAUACAGUGGGAAAUGGUCUUCCAUAGCGCACUUUUUCCAGCCAUGCGCCACUCGUGCCAGCCUAUCGCAGACAUUUUGCACUUGUUGCAGUGUUUGCUGACCGGAAUGCUUGUGCUCGUCAAGGAGGAAGAAGUCCCAGGCGAAGGAGUUUGGAGGACAACUCGUGGCCUUCCCCCGCCAGAGUGGGUCAGCGCGAACGAGGCGAUCCUUCUUCAGAUUUUCGGUUCGUCACAUUACCGCAAGCUGUUCCGCGCCGCAAACGACAAACGACUCGCGUUCAAAGUACAUCUCGAACCACCGUCGCGUCGUUAAACGCGGCGUUCUUCGACAUUCUCCGCAAUCGCCGAUGUCCGCAUCGCCUUUCGUACUUUAAUUGCUCAAUUGUUGUGUUUUGUGGUCAUACAUCAGAACCACGUGUCGGGUGUAUCCGUCUGUCUGGAAGUGCCUGCCGGCCGUGGAACUUCCGCCUCUACAAAAAAUUAAUUAUAAUCCUGGACGUGAGCGUAACCGCUCUUGUUCGUGUUCCCCUAGCCUAUACUCUUGAUUAUUCUUGCUAUUAUCUUCUUUUCCCGACGUUUAUUUGUUGCCUCCUUGCACGCCACUUCCCGUGCUUUUCGCUUGACAUUUUCCUCGUUCCGAUUUUGUUACUUUGCCAUUCUCAAGCACACUCUGCUUAUAGAACGCCUCUCUCCGUCUCUUGCUCUGCACGUCAGCCUAUGUAUAUCAAGUAGUAGCUUAUUCGUUGCAUCAUCGUCCCGUCUAAUUAUCUUACUAUCAUCGAGUUUAUUUUUCUUUUUGUCUCUGGUCGUACUUUUUUUAACUUUCAUUAGUCUUUUUUUCUACGUUCUCCCGCUGUAAAUGUAUUACAAUCCACUUUUCCUUCUUUCGCCCCAUCCGAUUCUGUCAUGUGUCAUAUGUUGCAUGUUUC
Fomitiporia mediterranea MF3/22 is the source of this 1243-nucleotide messenger RNA. RefSeq lists its product as uncharacterized. NCBI's taxonomy places the organism in Eukaryota, Fungi, Basidiomycota, Agaricomycetes, Hymenochaetales, Hymenochaetaceae. Bases 1 to 627 code for a protein of 208 amino acids. The transcript has a single exon. The record is from RefSeq and is a predicted model, not a curated record.